GCAGAGCUGCGGCUGGACGGCACAACUCCUGGCACACAUGGAGACGCACGAUAAAACCCUUCUUUUCUACACGGGAGAUUCUUUAUUAUUCCAUCUAAGUGAGCUUCAUUCACCUUGGUGAGCAGGAUGUAGAUCCCAGCCCUCGGAUUCUGCUAAAUGGGUGUCCUUCCAUGCGCGCGUAUCCAUGUCGUCAGAUUCGUAAAUUGGCCGCGGCGCCGCGCGUUUUUCCGUGGACUCUCCAUCCUCUUAGUGAGGGAGUGAGGGUGAACUCCAUGCCCACAUCCAACCACCACGGGAUUUAUGCACAUGCAAAGUGCUCACAGUCGGGAUGGAUUCCCUUAACGCGAGCGGGAUGGACGCGUUCACGGUGAUCCAUCUGAAUUCCUCCUCCUGGAGCCUGGACAGUGGAUAUUCUCUGGCAGCGAUCGCCGGCAUCGCAGCCCUUGUAAGUUUCCUCAUCCUCUUCACCGUGGUUGGGAAUAUCCUUGUGGUUAUUGCCGUGUUGACGAGCAGGGCACUGAAAGCCCCACAGAACCUCUUUCUGGUGUCACUGGCCACCGCGGACAUCCUGGUCGCCACGCUGGUGAUGCCCUUCUCUCUGGCCAACGAGCUCAUGGGCUACUGGUAUUUUGGAAAAGUUUGGUGCGGUAUUUAUUUGGCUCUGGAUGUUUUGUUCUGCACAUCGUCUAUUGUGCAUCUGUGCGCGAUAAGCCUGGAUCGGUACUGGUCCGUUACGCAGGCGGUCGAGUACAACCUGAAGCGGACUCCUAAACGCGUCAAGGGCAUCAUCUUGAUCGUGUGGCUCAUAUCUGCGAUCAUCUCAUCUCCACCUCUGAUUUCUAUAGACAGCCACAGCGAUCUCAGCUCCCUGCCUCAGUGCGAGCUGAACGAUGACACCUGGUACAUCAUCUCCUCCAGCAUCGCGUCCUUCUUUGCGCCAUGCGUAAUCAUGGUCCUGGUCUACAUCAGGAUAUACCAGGUGGCCAAAACCAGAACCAGGGCCAUGUCGGGAAAAGAUCCCAGGCCAGAUAGGGCCAAACAGACUGAGAAUGGGCUGAGCAAAGCCACCUCCCCUUUCAAUGGCGAGAAGGAGAACGGCCACUGUCAGUGCCCGCCUACGCCCAGCCAGCCCACCGUCACCGUGGGCGCACAGACCGAGGAUGCUGACAUGGAGGAGAGCAGCUCCUCAGAGGGCAAAGGUCACAAGCCCCAGCCCCAGCACCAGGACUCCGAGAGAGCUAAGAGCCCCAGCCAAAAGAAGAGCUCCCUCACCAAACAGCCCUCUCGCAUCGCCAGAGUUAGUAACAAAUCCAUGGACCUCUUUGCCUCCAGGAGGAAACGACGCCGGUGCUCCUUCGCCAUGAAGAAGGUCUCCCAGGCCAGGGAGAAGAGGUUCACAUUCGUCCUGGCUGUGGUCAUGGGGGUGUUCGUGGUGUGCUGGUUCCCCUUUUUCUUCAGCUACAGCCUGUACGGAGUGUGCAGGGACUCCUGCAAGAUCCCCGACCCGCUGUUUAAGUUCUUCUUCUGGAUUGGCUACUGUAACAGCUCCCUGAACCCUGCCAUCUACACCAUCUUCAACCGGGACUUCAGGCGAGCCUUCCAGAAAAUCCUCUGCAAGACGUGGAAAAAGUCCUUUUAG
Molecule: messenger RNA, 1639 nt
Organism: Pleuronectes platessa (European plaice)
Lineage: Eukaryota; Metazoa; Chordata; Actinopteri; Pleuronectiformes; Pleuronectidae
Product: alpha-2 adrenergic receptor
Exons: 1
Coding region: 329-1639 (436 amino acids)
Biological process (GO): regulation of smooth muscle contraction; adenylate cyclase-activating adrenergic receptor signaling pathway; platelet activation
Cellular component (GO): membrane
Molecular function (GO): alpha2-adrenergic receptor activity
Source: RefSeq, a predicted model, not a curated record